GCUAGGCGCGCGGGUUCCCGCGCGGCGGUGGCACGGGACCCGGAGCAGUACAAGCGGGCGGGUGACCUUGGACCCAGCUGGAGAAUGGCAAACUCAAUGCAGGGCGACAGGGGCCUCCCCAGCGCAGAGCUCUGGGCCUCCCAUAACAGGAUGGUAAUGGAGCCACUCGACAGCAACGACCCAGAGGUGCACAGCAUCAUCAAGAAGGAGAAACAGCGGCAGAGACUGGGGCUGGAGUUAAUUGCGUCAGAGAACUUUGCAAGCCGAGCAGUCCUGGAGGCCCUGGGAUCCUGCAUGAACAACAAAUACUCCGAGGGUUACCCAGGACAGAGGUACUAUGGUGGGACGGAGUUUGUAGACGAGCUGGAAAGGCUGUGCCAGAAGCGAGCCCUGCAGGCGUACCAGCUCGACCCCCAGAAGUGGGGCGUCAACGUCCAGCCCUACUCAGGGUCACCUGCAAACUUUGCGGUGUACACGGCCCUGGUGGAGCCCCACGGCAGGAUUAUGGGGCUGGACCUGCCCGACGGGGGCCACCUCACCCACGGGUUCAUGACAGACAAGAAGAAGAUCUCUGCCACCUCAGUCUUCUUUGAGUCCAUGCCCUACAAGGUCAACCCCAAGACUGGUUACAUUGACUACGACCGGCUGGAGGAGAAUGCCCGCCUCUUCCACCCCAAGCUGAUCAUAGCAGGUGUCAGCUGCUACUCACGCAACCUGGACUAUGCCCGCAUGCGGAAGAUCGCUGACGCCAACGGUGCCUAUCUCAUGGCUGACAUGGCACACAUCAGCGGGCUGGUGGCUGCUGGCGUAGUGCCUUCCCCCUUUGACCACUGCGACGUCGUCUCCACCACCACCCACAAGACCUUGCGGGGCUGCAGAGCUGGCAUGAUCUUCUACCGCAAAGGCACACGCAGUGUGGACCCCAAGACGGGCAAGGAAACACUCUACAACCUGGAGAACCUCAUCAACCAGGCGGUCUUCCCCGGGCUGCAGGGAGGCCCACACAACCACGCCAUUGCAGGGAUUGCUGUGGCACUGCAGCAGGCCAUGACGCCAGAGUUCAAGGCUUACCAGCAGCAGGUGGUUGCAAACUGCAAGGCACUGUCAGCAGCACUGAUGGAGCUGGGCUACGACAUCGUCACAGGGGGCUCUGACAACCACCUGAUUCUCCUGGACCUGCGCAGCAGAGGCACGGAUGGCGGCCGCGCCGAGCGGGUGCUGGAGAUCUGCUCCAUCGCCUGCAACAAGAACACAUGUCCCGGUGAUGUCAGUGCCCUGCGCCCCAGUGGCCUGCGGUUCGGGACGCCGGCUCUCACCUCCCGUGGCUUCCGGCAGGACGACUUCCGCAUGGUGGCUCAGUACAUCCACAGAGGGAUUGAGCUGACGCUACGCGUGCAGAAAGACAUGAGCCCCAAGGCCACGCUGAAGGAGUUCAAGGAGAAAUUGGAGGAGGAGAAAUACCGGGUGGAGCUGAAGGCACUGAAGGAAGAGGUGGAGGCCUUCGCAGCGACCUUCCCGCUGCCGGGGCUGCCUGUCCUGUAAGGGGAGGCACCCCUGCCCACUCCCAGAGCCACGGAAGCACCCAGGAUUGGGGCACACUCGCACCCCCAGCCUGAGACCAACACCCCAGUGCCUUCUCCCAGCACCUCCUUCCAGCACCUCCCUGCUGGCACUGGCUACGGUGCAGCAGCAGCUCCUUGUUUGGCUCUUCCUCACCUCUCUUCUACCAUUUGGGGCACAGGACGUCCCCGAGCACAGCACACACACCCCCCCCAGGGAAACCAGCCCUUUCACCACUCAGUCACAAUUGGGACCGAGCACCAGGUAACCCUCAGCCUCACAGCCAGGUUCGAUCCAGCUCUCGCUGGCUGUGGGAGCAGCAGAGGAGGAUUAGGCAGGCUUGCCCACCUUCACCCAGACACCCCUGCCCACAGCGGCCAGGGAGGACAUGGGGGUCCAUCUCUGCAGAAGCCCCCUCCCCGCGGCCAGGCGCUGUGCUCGGUACACAAAAGACUUCACAGCUGUCAAACCUCCCUGGUUUCAGCCUUGAGGUCUCCCUUUCAAGCUUACAAGCCUGCUUGCCUGGUGUGCCUUCCAGCCUCUGACAAGGCCAAGCCUUGUCCCAAGCCCACUGAGAACAGCCCUCCCAGGAUCACUAUGCCGUUCUAGCCAGCAUCUCCGGUAUCUUCUCAGACCUCUGAGCGCAAAGCUUACGUAGAACCAUUUUUUAAUAAGCACGGUAAAAUUAAGAAUUUAACCACAAUGUAUGACAAGAAUUAUAAGCUUUAAAAAAUACAACCAAUUUUUUUUUUUUGUAUUUCAAAAAUAUCUGAACCCAAAUAAAUAAUUUUUUUUAAAAGUACAUUUCUCAGACUAGUCAUUUGGUGUUAACAUCUGUUAAACUCUUGUGCAGUAACACUUACAGCACGACACUAAGACAUGCUUCUUGGAUUUCUCCCGGUCACACUCGCUCUAACUACUGACGCAAGCAUUCGGCACGCACAGGCACACACACGUAACUCAACAUGCAGUAAUAGGAUACAGUGCUUUAAAAUAGGAUGAGAAUUCAUCACAGCCUCCUCGCAGCCCUCGGCCCAGCCCCAUCCCCGUGCUGGCAGCGAGGCGGCCAGCGGGACCGGGUACCCUGUUUCUGCCUUCCAGUUAAAACGCGUCUCGGGGACUGGCAUGCGGUGGGGUUGUGACCCCUCCGCUAUCGGGGUACGGUCUGUUGCUCUGACAUUGUGCUACUGGGGCACAGCGCAGAGCAGGCACUCUCCUUCAGCCUGGGCAGCUCGCUGAAUUUCCCAUUGCCCCAUAUUAUUACCAGAGCCUUUUCAAAGCGCUGCUAAAGCCCCAGGUCCUGCCCAGCUCUGAGAUGCUGACUCCACAGUGUGGGCUGUCACCCACCACCAGACCAGGGGGCUCAGGGCCCCCCACACUCAGUGAAAACCAAAGAACUGGCCUGGGGGGAUGGAGCCAUUGGCUCUCACCCCUCAAGCGCCUCUCCCACCCUUUACAAAGUGGUGAAUAUUGCUAGAGUAUAGGCAGUACUUCCCUAGUCAAGGCAAGACAGCUUGGGAGCUGCUUAGAAGUGAUUGCUACUGGAUGAAAGUAAAUCCGAGCACUACUCUCUGAGAAAUGAAACCUGUGUAGGGUUAAUAUCACCUACUCCUAUGGCUGACCCUCCUUGGGGUGGGAGCUGAAAGCAGCGGGCUAGUGUAGUGUAGAGCAGGAGCUGGCAGUCUGUCUCCUGGCGCAGGAGUAAGAAACAGGAGCCCUGCCCUCCCGGCCAGGCAGCGGAUGGCCAGGGGAGACCUUUGCUCUGAUGAAUUCUCCAUCAGGCUUAAAACCUCCCCUCCCCGACAGCCAGCAGAGAGAGAGGAGUGACCAGAGCCGGCAGCGUGGGAGGCAGGGGCAUGCUGGCUGCACUCACAGGAAGCAGGCGAUGGCCAUGCACAGCACCACUGGCUCUGGCGGCUGGACGGUGGGUGCGGGAGGGCUGUUGAGUAUUGCACUGUGGCUGCGAGGAACCCGCCCUGCUCGUGGUGGAAGGAUGGCUGGACGGCAGCGUGCGGCGCUCAGGCAGUGCAAGCCGACGAACACGCGUGCCAAGAUUCAUCGCAGGAGCUGUUAGUGUGAAGAUCGUAACUUGUUAUAAGUCUGCUAAUAUCCGAAAUUAGUGAGGUAACACAGUGAAGAUGAGUAAAAAGUCUUAAAGUGCCAAUAUAGGGAUCAUUACUGUACAGGAGCAGAAGGCCAGGCAGAGAAGUUACUGAGCAAAGAGGAAUUCAGCUCCCGAGCCACCAGCUGCACUCAGACUGCCCCGAUUUCUGCCACCCUUACGGGCACCGCAAGCAGCGAGGGCAGGCUGGGCUCCGGCUGCACCAAGGUGCCACAGCCCGAUGUAACUCCCCCCUUUCCAGGAGUCCGAGCUCAGAGGUUACCCUGCUGUGAGUCAGCUUUAGGAGGACAAGUACUCCAAGGCGUGUUUCCCCACAGCUCCUGCUUAAGAGCAGAGUUGCAGAUAGUGCAGAGCUCCAGUUUUGAAACGGCUGAUAUCCCAGCAAAGCCCCCAGGGCAUCCUCCCAAAUCAGAGCUGCUUUAUGGCAGAGAGAUGAAGCAGGUCAGACAGGUGGUAGUGCAAGUAUUGCUCAACACAGCCUUGCAUAUCAGAUACUACAGGUUUGAUAGAGGGAGCAACGAGAAGUGAGUUAUUUAUCAAUUUAUGAGUGCAGCUGAACACCACAGGUAGAGACCACUGUGAUUAAGAGAUCAGCCAACACUAAUCAUCGAUCCCGCUCCUCGUUGUCAGCCUGGAGUAAGAUGUGAGUCAGUCAGCAGGAAAAAAGUCCAUCCCUCCCUCCUCAAACCCAAACAGCAGGAAACAAGCUCCCGCGCUGAGCUCUUCUCCAGGGCUGUGGGUCAGGCAGGAUGCAGGGAGCUUUGGUCUGCCCGGUGUCACCUGCAUUACUCAUUCACCAAGAUGCCUCUUCCCCCGAGGGAUCUUGCCUCAGCUUCAGUGCAGAAGCAGUUCAGGUGCACACGAAUCAACAGGGAGACACCUCAAGUUACUUCAGAAAGCAGGUGUUUUCGAUGGACAUGGAAGUCUUUCACCAGCAGACUCCGUUCACAUGUGACAGGGGGGCACAGACAGGAAAGGAAAAGGCCUUUAAAUGUGCUUUAAAGAUGCGCAGCCUCACGCACAGACACACCGCUCACCUUCAGCGAAGGCGACGCCACACUGCUUCCCAACUGUGAUCUAAAAACACCAUCACAAGCAACCCUGACCUUGGAAAUCCCUCUGGAGAGUACCACGGGCUCACCUUGUCUGGCUGAGCUGGCCUCACUGUAAGCCACCAGAAACAACACUAACAUUUAAAAGAGCCUUUCUGCCCUGUUGGUUUAUACCUCCCGCACUACCCCAGACUGCCCUUUCCAGGUGAGAGAAAGGGGUGGCAGCAGUACUGAAGUGCAGAUGCUGGUGCCAGACAACAGCGUCCCCCAGGAGCCUCCUUGCCUUCAGGACACAGCUUUCGGAGCAGUGCGGUUCUCACAGCAAGUUUCAGUGGGGUCUAAGCCACGCUUACGAACCCCAGUCUGUACACAGAAGCUUCCCCAGUAUGGAGGAACAUCACGUUCACCUCCAGCAUGGCCUCACACCAUCACAAUAAACAGAGGUUCAGAAAAAACCUCCAAACAACGCUUCAGCUAAUCUUGUAAGAUCUCAGCUGUUCUCACCCCAUAAUCAGAAAAGUGAUAAAAAGAAAUAAAACCAAGGCCAUCUUUCCUAGCAAGAAGUACCACAGGGGCUGCUGCCACCACAUGGCACUGGACAGAGCAAACUGGAGCCUGGACCAGUGGCCGAGGAGCAGCAUCUCCUACGAGACCAGAAGGAAGUGCUGUGCCCCGCCACAAAGCUUUCAGCACUGAAAGCAACAAUCUGUGAGUGUCACCACACCUUUAUGGCACAGGCAGUGGCGCAGAAGCUUCGAAAGGAAAGCCCUCAGCAUCCAGGCUCAGAGAGCAGCAGUUCUGCCCCGUCCAGAAUAACCCAGGAGCGCCCUGGGAGAGGUAGUCGAGACACGACAAAGGCUCAGCCAGAAGCAGCAUGCAGCAACGCUGACCCUGCUGUACUGCAAAGCACACAAGUUAACUAUUUGACAAAAAUAACAAACCAAAAACUACUACGGAUAUGAUGUGGAAUCCAGUACAUUCAUUCCCGAUCUGUCCUGAGCACUAGUCACCCACCAGCCAGGCAACCUGAUCUACCAGCUUGCUGUCUCACAGCAUGGCUUCAGCUGAAUUGCACUGUUUGUUUCCCCAUCACAAAAAGCACCUAAAAAUGGGGGUUCCCCCCACUCUGUUCAGUUCCCCUCUCUACCUAAAAGGCCACCCUCGACCUCACAUGCUUUAAGGAUUCCCGGUCUCCCUCCCACCCUUCUCGGAGGUUGCCCAGCAAACAGGAUGUGACAAAUUAUCAAGGCACAGCGCUCUACAUUCACAGCAGCGGGCACCUCAGUGCUCACCAGCGUUAAGGAGUCCUUCCACAUUCCAGAUUUUAACACGGCUGAGACAAACUGACAAACACCUUCUGGAGAGAAGCAUAUGUGCCUCCACCGCUCUCCCACCCGCUCAGGGACAACCUGUCCUGGGAAACACCAGGAAACUCAGAAAAACGCAUGAAGGGAAACCAUCCGCUACUGCUGCACACAGACAGGUAACUACAAGCUGCCACCCUGUCAGGGAGCUUCCAAGCUACUCUCACACGAGAUACUGGUGGAUUAAAAAACUUCACGUGGCCUUUACAUCUCCUCUCUGGUCUCUGCCCUGGCACCACAGAAGGGACCAACAGCAUUUAGGGCUCUGGCAGAAGCAUGCGGAGCACUGCAUUAUUUUGGGGGCUG
Messenger RNA from Grus americana (Whooping crane), 6404 nucleotides. It is a transcript of the gene SHMT1, whose product is annotated as serine hydroxymethyltransferase 1. The record is from RefSeq and is a predicted model, not a curated record. The coding region runs from base 85 to 1542 and encodes 485 amino acids. Lineage: Eukaryota; Metazoa; Chordata; Aves; Gruiformes; Gruidae. Gene Ontology annotation, cellular component: cytoplasm; nucleus; cytosol. Gene Ontology annotation, biological process: tetrahydrofolate interconversion; L-serine catabolic process; purine nucleobase biosynthetic process. Gene Ontology annotation, molecular function: mRNA 5'-UTR binding; cobalt ion binding; pyridoxal phosphate binding. The transcript is spliced from 12 exons.